AUGGACCCACUAACCCACAGUCCCACUGUUGCGAGAAGAUGGAUCUGUAAGAAUGUUGGGAAUUGUGAUGGGAGGGCUGGCAAAGUGGCCGUAACACUUCGAAAAUGGAAAUCUCUCCCGGAGAGCACCAUGUCGCCUCAACCACUUGCAUACCAAGGGUCACCAACCGUCACAGCGGCUGGACCCCACUCGGUGCUCAAGUACGAGCAGACUUAA
Letharia columbiana is the source of this 216-nucleotide messenger RNA. RefSeq lists its product as uncharacterized. Lineage: Eukaryota; Fungi; Ascomycota; Lecanoromycetes; Lecanorales; Parmeliaceae. The coding region runs from base 1 to 216 and encodes 71 amino acids. The transcript has a single exon. The record is from RefSeq and is a predicted model, not a curated record.